Molecule: messenger RNA, 573 nt
Organism: Lodderomyces theae
Lineage: Eukaryota; Fungi; Ascomycota; Pichiomycetes; Serinales; Debaryomycetaceae
Gene: SAR1
Product: Arf family GTPase
Exons: 2
Coding region: 1-573 (190 amino acids)
Biological process (GO): endoplasmic reticulum to Golgi vesicle-mediated transport; membrane organization; intracellular protein transport
Cellular component (GO): COPII vesicle coat; endoplasmic reticulum exit site
Molecular function (GO): GTPase activity; GTP binding
Source: RefSeq, a predicted model, not a curated record
AUGUGGAUUUUUGAUUGGUUCCAAGAUGUAUUGGCGUCAUUAGGUUUAUGGAACAAACAUGCCAAAUUGUUAUUUCUAGGUUUGGACAAUGCAGGAAAGACUACUUUACUACACAUGUUGAAGAAUGACAGAUUAGCCACUUUACAGCCUACUUUACAUCCAACUUCAGAAGAAUUGGCCAUUGGUUCAGUCAGAUUCACCACCUUUGACUUGGGUGGGCAUCAGCAGGCACGUAGAUUAUGGAAGGACUACUUUCCUGAAGUCAAUGGUAUUGUAUUUUUGGUUGAUGCGGCUGACCCUGACAGAUUGGCUGAAUCUAAGGCUGAGUUGGAAUCAUUGUUUAGAAUUGAAGAGUUGAGUCAAGUCCCCUUUGUCAUUUUGGGCAACAAGAUUGAUGUUCCAACUGCUUGCGGUGAAAUGGAGUUGAAGAAUGCAUUAGGAUUGUACAAUACCACUGGGAAAGAUACUGGUAAAUUACCAGAAGGUACUAGACCAAUUGAAGUGUUUAUGGUUUCUGUUGUGAUGAGAUCAGGCUAUGGUGAAGCGUUCAAGUGGUUAUCUCAGUACAUCUAG